This is a messenger RNA of Hydra vulgaris (swiftwater hydra), 2115 nucleotides long. RefSeq names its product cytochrome P450 3A30. Gene Ontology annotation, molecular function: oxidoreductase activity, acting on paired donors, with incorporation or reduction of molecular oxygen; iron ion binding; heme binding. The record is from RefSeq and is a predicted model, not a curated record. Lineage: Eukaryota; Metazoa; Cnidaria; Hydrozoa; Anthoathecata; Hydridae.
ACCAUGUAAAGAGUGUAAACAUUUAAAACCAUCUUUUACAAUGGCUUUAAAGGAUUAGAAUAUGUCAAGUGUAAUAAUGAUGUAACUUGUACUACUAGUUUUUUCAAAGUUUAUAAACUAUAACUUCCAGUGUCGUUUACAAUUUGUUUGUAACUUUUUUGAUUAAGUAACGCUAUUGCAGAUAUGUUUGUGAUAUGUCUAGCACUCAUAACUUUGUUUAUUGGAUUAUUUUUCCUGCGUUGUUUAUUAAAACGUAUCUUUCACCCUCUUCGAUUAUUACCAUCACCAAAAGAACAUCUCAUUACUGGUCAUAUUAGUCACUUUCAAGGCCGUGACCAUUCUAACACCUUUUUGAGUUUCAACGAAAAAUUUAAAGAAGAAGGUUUAUGCACGCUAGAUACAUUAUAUGUGCCCAGGUAUGUUUAUCUAAUUGCUCCAGAAUUUAUUAAAAAAAUAUUUGCUGAUGGCAAACUUUUUCAAAGAACUACUUCAAUUAGAAUUAUGGCACCUUCAAUUGGAAACAGCAUGCUUAGUUCAAAUUACGAAGACCAUCAUUGGCAAAGAAAAUUAUUCAAUGGAGCAUUCACUUCACAACAGCUAAAAAACUAUUUUCCUUCAUUUUUAACGCAUACUAAUUUACUGAUGAAAAUUUGGUCUUAUACAUGUGAUAAAGAAAGUGGGACAAACUUAACUGUUUUGGAUGAUUUGUCUAAUCUGUCAUUUGAUAUAAUCGGUGAUGUUGGUUUUGGUUACCAAUUUAACACAAUUACAUCUCAUUCUCGUAAUGAAUUUACUUCAGCUAUUCGGUAUUUGGCUGAAAUUCAACUCAAUGCUAGUGUGUUCUUAAAAGUUUUAAUAAGUUAUUUUCCAUUUUUAAUUCAAUUGUUGGUAAUGUUUGGGAAGCGUAGAAAAUUUAUACAGAUUGUCCGUAAAACAUUGAACAAGCUUAUUGAAAAACGUAAAAAAGAAAUUGAUGAUGGAAUAUCAACAGAAGAGAAAGAUAUUAUAACAAUAGUUUUAAAAGAUCAACAGCAAGAGAGCAGCAAGUUAACAAAUGAUUUGAUCAGAGAUAAUUUAUUAUUAUUUCUCGUAGCUGGUCAUGAAACAACUUCUAAUGCUAUGACUUGGUGUUUAUAUAUGUUAGGCACUAACUUAGAAGUUCAAGAUAAACUUAGAGAAGAGAUUCUGAAAAAUAUAUUGGAUGUAAAUAAUAUUUCUUUUGAGGAAGUUAUGAGUUUAAAAUACUUGGAUUGUGUUGUUAAAGAAACCUUGCGCUUGCAUGGACCUGCACCAAUUUUACGCAGAAGGACCAUGAAUGCAAUAAAAUUUGGUGAAUAUGAAGUUCCUGCAAACACAGUACUACAAACCCAUAUUAGCAGUCUACACAUGAAUGAGACUAUUUAUGCAGAUCCUCAUUUAUUUAAACCUGAAAGAUUUAUGACAGGCGAAAUACCAGCAACAUUCUAUCUUCCUUUUGGGCAUGGUGUUUAUAACUGUAUUGGAAAGAAUUUUGCUUUGCUUGAAAUCAAAACAUUUUUGGUCAAAGCGCUGUUGCAAUUCGAAUUUUCUGUUGACCCUAAGCAUGCAAAUUAUACAAAGGUUAUUUGGCUAACUGCAAAAACAACUGAACCAUUGUCAAUCAGAGUAAAGCCUAUUGUAGAUUGAGAUUCAACGGAGGAUUAAAACUUCAUUUAAAACUUUUAAAUCCUAGUAUUUAUAAUAAUGAUUGUUUGGGGUUAUCAUUUGAUAUUUUUUUGAAACAAAGUAAAAGGUUUUGAUGUAAUUCUUUUUAAAAUUAUACUAAUACAUUAUAUGAAUGUUUUUUUAAACAAAUCAAAAAAAAAAAUUGUUGCCUUAUUAAAGCCCAAUUUGAAUUAAAUCUUAUCUUUGAACGUUUUUUUUUUUUUUUGCUAAAACAGUUAUGAAAAAUUUUUUUCUGUUUAAUUAUAACUUUAUUUUAUUUACUGUUUUCAGUUUUCAUGUAAAUUAACUAUAUAAUUAACUAAAUAACAUUUACUUCCUAAAGAUUGUUAUUUGAUAAAGUGAAGGAGAAAUUAUUUUAGUUGUUCAAUAAUUAACCUAUAAACACACGUAGAAAUAUAUUUUUAAAAUUAA